Molecule: messenger RNA, 1320 nt
Organism: Suhomyces tanzawaensis NRRL Y-17324
Lineage: Eukaryota; Fungi; Ascomycota; Pichiomycetes; Serinales; Debaryomycetaceae
Exons: 1
Coding region: 20-1252 (410 amino acids)
Source: RefSeq, a predicted model, not a curated record
CACUAAAGACAACUACAUCAUGAGCGCUAUCCUGAACCAGCGCAUGGAGCUCGAGAUCCAGGCGCUAAUGAGAGCACCUCCCGCCAACUUCAGGGACUUGCCGCCCAUCAUCCACAUGCCCACCAAGGAGGAAAAGACGUUGGAGGAUGGUGUGUUGCCCCAUUAUGUCAUUGAUUACGCUCCCCUCGUACACUUGUACUCGGAGGAGGCAUACCUCCCAUACGACAUCAAGAAGUUUGUCAGCCAUUUCCAUGCUGAAUACGACAAUGGUACGGUGGUGCCUGGUGGCGAAGGGUCGUUGAACUUGACCAGAUUGGCCAACUUGCCCAAGGUGCCCAAUAUCUACUUGACAGCAAACUCAGACUUCGACUCGGAUCCAGAGUGGAUUACUGGAUACAAGAACAAGCCUGACUUGAUCAACGGUGAAAUCAAGGAUGCACCUGCUACAUUAAUCAUGGUCGACAAGGGAAAUGGGUGGGUCGACGCCUUCUGGUUCUAUUUCUACUCGUUCAACUUGGGACCCUUUGUCAUGGAGCACGGACCCUACGGCAACCAUGUGGGUGACUGGGAGCACUCGCUAGUCAGAUUCUACAAGGGCACGCCUGUGAUUGUUUGGAUGUCGGCACACGGUGGGGGAGGAGCAUACUACUACCACAAUUUGGAAAAGUACUCUUUGGAACCGUUGCACCCGGUGAUUUUCAGCGCCCGUGGGACCCACGCCAAUUAUGUGUCGGUAGGACAACACCCCCAUGACUUGCCCUACGCCAUUCUUUCCGACUUUACGGACAGGGGCCCAUUGUGGAACCCCACCAAGAACUACUUGGGCUAUACCUAUGACGGUGAGUUCGUGUACCCGGUGGAAAACAACUCCAAUGCCAAGCACGUGGGCCGGGAGCUCGAGUACGAUAAUUGGCUUUCGUUCCCAGGCCACUGGGGAGACAAGCAGAUCCCCGACUCCGAUCCUAGACAGAGAAACCUGUUCAUCGGUGGAUACAAGUAUAUUGAUGGCCCCACGGGGCCAUUGACCAAGAACUUGUUGCGGCUCCAGACGUGCGAGCGCAACAAAUGGUGGAACUUCUGGAAGGGCUGCAACGUUCGCGAGAAUAUCAAAUGGGGCAUCGGGGUGGAAAGCGAGGGCUACAACUGUGGCACUGUGUUCACCCGUGUACGCCCCGCGUGGUUGAGGAAAAUGCUCCAGAAAGUUACCUGGGGUGGUGGCUUUUGCUUUAUAGUGGAUAUACUCUAUGGUUAGACUAGGAAUGAUAGUAUCCGGGGGGUACCCUGGAUACUAGGAAUAAUAUUAAUAUACAGUAUGGUAAG